AGCAUCGAACAGCGAACUGCCUGAUAAACCCCCCACACGUCCAGGGGAUCACGGAAGGGGUGGCGGAGUUGAACUUGAGAGCGGGCAGGCUUGGCAUUUAAAAGGAGAAUAAAGGUGAUCUCCUCUACAGCCACAAUCCACACCUGUUCUAAAUCCCUUUCUUAUGCACGCGCUUGCGUAGCAAAUAAUUAUACCUUGCGAUCAUAAUGGCCUGUUUAAGUACUAGUGUCUGCGCCGCUCUUGGUUAAGCGUUGAGCUUUGAUGUGCACACUGAUCAUAGAUCAGAUUACAUUCUGUUGGUCGCAGCCACCCCCCGCCUUUGAUCUACGUGGUGAUUUUGUCCUCGAUUUGGUAGUUCAUCUGGAGUUCCGCAGGCGAGCACGUCAGGAGUAGGACUGAUAAUGGUUUUGAAUCCGCAUCAGAAGUUAGUGGAGAGAGACGCUGACUGAAACGACCCGCAGUAAACAAGCCAAAAGUUCAGGGAGGACUAAAUCCGUCUCUUUUAUCUGCUGAGCUUGGAGUGGGGUGCCCAGAAUGACCUGGCACCUGGGGAAGGACACACCCUCUCUGCUAAAGCUGCUGGUAGUGUGCUCCAUGUUGGUUCUGGUAACAUCAAAAGAUCCAUCAGAAUGCCGGGAGCAGGAGUACAGGGAUAAGUUUGGGAAUUGUGUAGCCUGCAAGCAGUGCGACGCUGGACAAGAGUUAUCUAAGGAAUGUGGCUUCGGCUAUGGGGAGGACGCCCGGUGCGUACCCUGCAGGGCUGGACGCUUCAAAGAGGACAGGGGGCUCCAGAAGUGCAAACCAUGCCUGGACUGUGCCCUCAUCAACCGCUUCCAGAAGGGCAACUGCUCCGCCUCUAGCAACGCUGCAUGUGGAGACUGUUUGCCAGGGUAUUACCGGAAGACAAAGCUGAGUGGCUUUCAGGACAUGGAGUGCAUACCAUGCAGCAACCCUCCACCUCCUUAUGAACUCCACUGUAACAGCCGGGUAAAUCUGGUGCCUCUCCAGACCACGGUGACCAGCCCCAGGGACAUGGCCCUGGCAGCGGUCAUUUGCAGUGCACUGGCCUCCGUGCUGCUUGCCCUUCUCAUCCUCUGUGUCAUCUACUGCAAGAGGCAGCUGCUGGAGAAGAAGCCUGCCGCUUUGGUGCAGUUCCAGGAUGGCCCAUACAGUGGGGCAGAGCUAUUGUGUUUUGACCGAAGGCGGGUCCAUGAGAUGCCCCAAUGGUUCCGCUGCGACUGCCACCAGGGUGCAGGACAGACCUGCAGGCCGGUUCUGAUCCCCUCACUGUGCUGCGAGAAGACCUGCAGUCGGGGGCGGAGCCGAGAUGCCAGCUCCUUCCACUCCCAGGAGGACCUCCAUGAGGGUCCUGGGAACCCCUUGGAGGGGGGUGUCCCAGCAUAUUUUGGGUCACUUCCAGAUCCUCCCAGUUCCGAUGCCAGUGAGAAGUGGCCGCACAUGCAGGACUUGCCCUGCCCUGCAGGCCUGAACCUGUCCCACUGUGAUGCGGAGCCGAGUGAGAGGGGCGCCAGCCUGUCCGGGGAUGAGCCCCCCAUCCCACAGGCCCCAGAGGUCCAGACAGAUCAGUCCAACAGCCUGACAGACAGCCCGCUCCUUCCCAUCCAGCCGUUGCCAUCUUUAUGAGGGAGAUGAAAGGAGCACUGGCAGACCCUGUUUCAGAUAACACAAGCCCACACACAAAUUCCAAAAAAGUACGCACCACGCUUUCCCUUUCAAGCAGCCGGCAAGCCGCAGCCUUCCGCCACGCUGCAAAGGGGACUAUGUAAAUACAUGCAAACGGUACUUCAAGGUAGAGCACGCUAGAGAGAGUGGAUGCCAGAGCACAGGACAGAGAGGGCCGACGUGAAGCUGCCAUCAGUGCCAGCGGCCAGGGACGCCUUUUCAAAGAAACAGCAGAAGGCUUUAUACGCAGUGUUCCAGGAUGAGAACACUCCACGCCUACUCCUCGGGUUGGUCCGCCAACAGAGAGAGAAUGGAAUCCAGCUGUCUUAAUAUUUGGGUCUGCACAGGUUUUGCGGUUAUAAUCAGUUUUUUUAUUUAGUUGUUUGGUGAUGUGCCUUUUCUCAGCAGCUCUGGGGAAGCUCAGAGAAGUCAGCGUACCCAUGCGUUGCAAUGCGGUGCACUUUGAAGAGAAUACUGAAUAAGCAAAGACAAUGAGGAAUGUUCAGAGUUGUCUGUGGUAUCCAGUCUGUUGUAGAUAAUGUAAAAUAGGAAAUAGAGUCAAUAUUUUUCUUCUCAAGUCAAUAUUUUUGUGACACAGACAUGAAUGCCCAGCAAGGGAGAUAACUUUGUCUAUCUUCAGAAGUCAUAGUGGUUGGCAUGCAUGUGUUAUGUGUAUUUUCACAAUGAUUUUGUAUCAUUUUCUGUAUUUGUAAAUAAACCCUCAA
Megalops cyprinoides (Indo-Pacific tarpon) is the source of this 2408-nucleotide messenger RNA. Its product is annotated as tumor necrosis factor receptor superfamily member 19-like. The transcript is spliced from 10 exons. Gene Ontology annotation, biological process: positive regulation of canonical NF-kappaB signal transduction; positive regulation of JNK cascade. Gene Ontology annotation, molecular function: signaling receptor activity; protein binding. The record is from RefSeq and is a predicted model, not a curated record. Bases 535 to 1644 code for a protein of 369 amino acids. Gene Ontology annotation, cellular component: plasma membrane. NCBI's taxonomy places the organism in Eukaryota, Metazoa, Chordata, Actinopteri, Elopiformes, Megalopidae.